AUGGUCAAUCUUGAGCAGGUGAGGGACAGAAUGGAAGCUGAGAAAGCAAACUUGUGCCAGAAAAUGAAAAUAAGUACAUUAGGAUUUGAGUGGAGUUUAGAAAGAGAAAGCUGCACAAAUGAUGGGGAUGUCUUGGAAGGCCUCCAGCCUCAUUCAAACAUUAGAAGCUUAGAGAUUUGGAACUAUAUGGGUGAAAAAUUCCCAGUAUGGCUGCUAUUGAUGAAAAUUCCUUCUCAUGGUAAUACUUUGCUGUUCAAUAACUUGGAAAGGCUAUGCUUGAAAAAAUGCAACAGAUGUGAAGAAAUCCCAUCACUGGGCCAUCUUCCUUGUCUUAAAAUUCUUGAGGUAGUUGGAAUGGAAACUGUUAGGUGUAUAGGCAAUUCCUUUUACAGCAGAGAGGGGGAAAGAACCAGUGGAUGGAAGGAGACAAUGCCACUGUUUCCAGCAUUAAAAGUUCUCUACCUGGGUAAUAUGGAGUCUCUGGUUGAAUGGAUGGCACCUGUAGCUGGGGGAGGAUGUGAUACAGUAGCAUUUCCUUGCCUUGAAGAGCUAUCCAUUGAGAGGUGUCACCGGUUGGAAACUAUUCCAAUAAGUCAUUUUUCAUCACUUGUACAACUCAGAAUCAAUGGUUGUGAUGAAUUAAGUAACUUAUCCGAUGAACUGAAGGCAUUUACAUCUCUUAAAUAUUUAACAGUAUCUAAUUGCCGUAAUCUGGCUUCCUUCCCCAACUUACAGUGCCUUACAUCUCUCAAACAACUGCGAAUUGAAUUCUGUGAUAAAGUAACGUCUUUUCCGAGAGGGCUACAAUCCUGCACAUCUCUGGAGCAAUUGGUUAUUCGGCAGUGCCAAGAGCUGAUUUCCGUACCCCGAGACUUGCAAGGCAUGUGUUCUCUUGUUCUUUUGCAAAUAACAGAAUGUCCAUCUUUGACUUAUUUUGCAGAGGACAGCUUGUGCUGCCUCACCCGGUUGAAGCGACUGAUAAUUGGUCCAUUCUCCAAGGAGUUGGAAACUUUCCCAGGUUUGACUUCGCUUCCAGCCCUCCACACCUCCCUCGAAAGCGUAUGCAUAAAAGGGUGGGAAAGAAUAAAGUGUCUGCCAGAUCAACUUCAGCACCUGACUGCCCUUAAAUUGUUGAAGAUAGUUGAUUUCAGUGGAGUGAAAGCUUUUCCAGAUUGGUUAGGCAGCCUUUCAUCUCUUCGACGGCUCGCAAUUUUCAGAUGUAAGAAUCUGAUGUGUCUACCAGUAUCCUUGCAACGGCUCUCCAAUUUAAGAACAUUGACCAUUUAUGGUUGUCCUCUUUAUGAGAGAAGUUAUGACAGGAAGAGUGUCCCUGAGUGGUCCAAGAUUUCCCAUAUCCCACAAGUGUGUAUAUUUGAGUCCUAG
This is a messenger RNA of Manihot esculenta (cassava), 1383 nucleotides long. Its product is annotated as putative disease resistance protein RGA4. The transcript has a single exon. The record is from RefSeq and is a predicted model, not a curated record. Lineage: Eukaryota; Viridiplantae; Streptophyta; Magnoliopsida; Malpighiales; Euphorbiaceae. The coding region runs from base 1 to 1383 and encodes 460 amino acids.